UGUGUGUGUGUGUGUGUGCGAGCAGGAGUGUGAUGCAGGUGUGUGAUGAGGUGGAGUGUUUGGAGAAAACUCUGCUGAAGAGACGAGCUGAACUCCGUCAGGCUGACAGGCUGCUGCUGGAGGCUCAGAGCUGCAUAAACACCAGCAGACAGCAGGUCUCUGAGGUUCAGCUGGAGGCCGACGUGCUGCAGCACCGAGCUCAGGAGAACGUCACCUGUCUGCAGGAGAAACUCAGGCAGCUGCAGCUGGAGGUGCAGCAGCUGAGGAUGAGGAGGCAGCAGGAGCAGCAGGUGGAGGAGGAGACUCAGUCAACUGCAGACAGGUAAGUGACACCUGCACAUGUUAGUUGUAGUUGGAGAAACUGCAGCAGUCUGCUGG
This is a messenger RNA of Stegastes partitus (bicolor damselfish), 378 nucleotides long. RefSeq names its product centriolin-like. NCBI's taxonomy places the organism in Eukaryota, Metazoa, Chordata, Actinopteri, Pomacentridae. The coding region runs from base 33 to 326 and encodes 97 amino acids. The transcript is spliced from 3 exons. The record is from RefSeq and is a predicted model, not a curated record.